Linepithema humile (Argentine ant) is the source of this 896-nucleotide messenger RNA. It is a transcript of the gene RpS3A, whose product is annotated as ribosomal protein S3A. The record is from RefSeq and is a predicted model, not a curated record. NCBI's taxonomy places the organism in Eukaryota, Metazoa, Arthropoda, Insecta, Hymenoptera, Formicidae. Gene Ontology annotation, cellular component: ribosome; cytosol. Gene Ontology annotation, biological process: translation. Gene Ontology annotation, molecular function: structural constituent of ribosome.
UCCGCUGUGGAACUGUUUCUUUUCACCUGCAACGCGGUAUCAUGGCGGUAGGCAAGAAUAAAGGACUUUCGAAAGGAGGCAAAAAGGGAGUGAAGAAGAAGAUUGUCGAUCCCUUCACUCGCAAAGACUGGUACGAUGUUAAAGCACCGUCUAUGUUUGCCAAUCGGCAGGUUGGGAAAACUCUGGUCAAUAGGACUCAAGGAACAAAGAUCGCUUCUGAGGGAUUAAAGUUCAGAGUGUUUGAGGUGUCUCUGGCUGACUUGCAAAGCGAUCAGGAUGCAGAGAGAUCGUUCCGGAAAUUUAGACUGAUUGCCGAAGAUGUCCAAGGCCGAAAUGUAUUGACCAACUUCCAUGGAAUGGAUUUAACAACAGAUAAACUUCGUUCUAUGGUGAAAAAGUGGCAAACACUCAUCGAAGCUAAUGUCGAUGUGAAAACUACAGAUGGUUAUUUGCUCAGAGUGUUUUGCAUUGGUUUUACGAAUAAGGAUCAGCUGAGUACAAGAAAGACGUGUUAUGCCCAACAUGCGCAGGUCAAGAAAAUCAGAGCAAAGAUGGUUGAAACAAUUCAAGAUGAUGUUACGAAAACCGACUUGAAAGGUGUGGUUAGCAAAUUGCUUCCAGAUGCCACGGCUAAAGACAUCGAGAAGGCAUCACAGGGCAUUUAUCCUCUCCACGACGUUUACAUUCGAAAGGUAAAAGUAUUGAAGAAGCCACGCUUUGAGCUCAGCAAAUUGUUAGAGCUGCACGGUGAUGGAGGUGGUAAUAAGAGCGAGGAAACUGGUGAAAGUGGAUCAAAGGUCGACAGGCCGGAGGGUUACGAACCACCAGUACAAGAAUCCGUAUAAAGAUGAUCGUAUGAUCUUUCGUAAAAUAAAAAUCAUAUUUGAUUCUUUAAA